Messenger RNA from Alternaria postmessia, 711 nucleotides. RefSeq lists its product as uncharacterized. The record is from RefSeq and is a predicted model, not a curated record. Gene Ontology annotation, cellular component: CHRAC; nucleus. The transcript is spliced from 2 exons. NCBI's taxonomy places the organism in Eukaryota, Fungi, Ascomycota, Dothideomycetes, Pleosporales, Pleosporaceae. Bases 1 to 711 code for a protein of 236 amino acids. Gene Ontology annotation, molecular function: protein heterodimerization activity.
AUGCCUUACAACAAUACACCAAUAGCGCCAAACAAGGAGAUUACGGGCCAUGUAUCGCUUCCUCUCGCACGCGUGCAAAAGAUCAUACAAGCGGACCCCGAACGCAUUACAACCUCCAAGAAUGCCGCCUUUGCCAUCGCACUAGCGACAGAAAUGUUCAUUCAGCACCUUGCGCAAACUACACACAAUGUUGUCAAAGCCGAACGUAAGCCACGGCGCAACAUCCAAUACCGCGAUGUCAGCAGUGCGAUAGCGAAGACGGAUAAUCUAGAGUUCUUGGUCGAUGUUGCGCCCAAGACGAGCACAUGGGGAACCGUGAAGAAGAAGCUGGAAGAGAAAGAGAAGGAGGACGCUAAGAAGAAGGACAAGGAUGGUCAGAAGGACGGAGUGGUGAAUGGACAGAAGACAUUGGAUGGCCCUGUUGACACGGCCGAGGUGGGCGCGGGUAAGGACAAGGACACAGAGACGCCUACCAACGGCGAUGCAACCAUCUCGCCUACGCCAGCGAAACCAGACGAGACGCCCGAUGCCAUGGAGGUCGACCAGGAGGUCGAGCGGGUAGAGGACAGCGAGCCAGAAGAGGACGCUGCAGCGAUGCAAAUCGAGAUGGAGAUGCGCGGCCCACCUCGCCAACCUACGGCGAGUGCAAGCAAGAGUCCAGAAGCUAGGCGGUCAACCGGUGGAUUUACUGCGAUUAAUGGUCAAAAGUGA